Chlamydomonas reinhardtii is the source of this 1066-nucleotide messenger RNA. RefSeq lists its product as uncharacterized. NCBI's taxonomy places the organism in Eukaryota, Viridiplantae, Chlorophyta, Chlorophyceae, Chlamydomonadales, Chlamydomonadaceae. The record is from RefSeq and is a predicted model, not a curated record. The transcript has a single exon. Bases 620 to 1006 code for a protein of 128 amino acids.
GAUGGUGCUCGGGCAUAAUUUUGAGCGAGAGCUCAAGUUGAAAUGCUAUAUGUCGCGCUCGCCAGGACCCCGCCAACUUAGCCUGAAGCUAUUUUGAUGACAUCUAUACGAGAAUUAAUGUCGACGGCAAUAGAUUCAGGCCCCAAACAGCGCAUAUGCGAGAUAUGGGCUUCGGUCAAUUUCGCGACUUGAGCCCCGAUAAGCAUAAUUUGGACCUUUGCCGACCACUUCUGGCUGAUGAUGAUGUUGGUUAUGUACCUACAGAAAGGCGGCGUCUAAUCCGUGCGGUAGGAUUUGCCCCGGGGCAACGUCCAACGUGCGGGUUUGGCUGGGACAAGGGGGGUCAGCUUUGUACAGCUGGAAAAAGGGCUGAGCCCCCGCGGGAUGCUUGGGGCCGGCGACUCCAGCGAGCCGAUCAGCACAUAAUAGCCCCCUGUUAGCCUCCAAGCCACUGCACAAGGCACGGAACUGUGGUUAGGGACAUCCGUGACGGAGCCAGGGCGGGGAGCCAGCAUGCGCGUGGGGCCCAAGCGUGCCUUGCCAAUGCGCAAUGGGGUUUGCCGCGUUCAUCUUGUUCACUUUCUUCAACACUAGCUUAAUUUCACCAUAUAUACCUACAAUGCCAGGAUUGCUGGACCGCCGGCUCGCGGGGCUUGACCUCCGAGAGCUGUAUGCUGACCUGUACCAACCGGACAUUAUUCAUGAAGCAGCCUCAAGCCCUGACGUCAAGGGCAGGCGAGUGUUGGCGAUAUUAGUGGCAGCGAAGGCGCCGCCCGAGGAGCUGCUCGCGCCGCCUUUUCUGGCGGCCGUUGGCCUCCGCGGCUGCCACGCUAGGGCUUUUGCCGCGGCUGGAGCGGUUGCCGCACAGGCGCAGGAGUGGGCGGGCGCGGGCGCGGGCGCGGGCGCCGCGCUGUGCUGUGAGGCCAACAUAAAGGCGGCGGUGGUGGCCACCGCCGCGAUGGCCCGUAUGGACGCCAACCCGGACGUAAGUGGUAUCAAUGGAUAAGGGACAAUUUGCAUGGCUCUUUGGCUGCGUGCAGCGCCUUCAGAAGACUUUAGCUGACGG